UGUGGAGCCAGGGUCCGCUACUAAAGUAAAAGUUCAUAUGUAAAAGUUCAUAUGUCAGAAAGAUUCAACUUUUAUUAAUCUCGCUGUCUUCACUUCGACCUACAUUUUAGGCUUUCCACAACCGGGUCAACCUACCUAGAAUGUCGAUUACGUGUAAGUAAUGCGACUAGCGAGAAUAAUACUUCGAGAUGUGAAGCCAAAGCAUUUCGCCCUCCAUCCUCGGUUCCUGCUCCCGUUUCGACAUUCUCGGCUAGACAGGAGAGUUGCUUGGUUAUCUGCUGGAUGGGCAGGAGAAAAUGCCCAGUGCUACUCUUCGGCGACAUUUUUGAACGAGUCAGAGAACCCUGUCGAUGUGCUCCUAUCAGAACUAUCCGACGACCACCAACCGACACAGAUAGGACAGAAGCUACCUACGCAGCCGAACUUUGACCAACUAAUUCAAAAGUCAGAAUCGUUCAGAAAAUGGGCAGCAUUAUUGUCAGACCCCUUCCGUCUUGCUAUUGAGUCUGACUUUUACCGACUUGGACCAGCGAAGAAAUGGCCGAGACGGUUGUUGGUGGACACGUUCAAGCAUCGUGGUGAUCUCGCUUUAUGGAGCUGCCUUUUGAAUUUUCAGAAGAGAGUCAACGGUGAUCCCGGCGUUAGGCACGUCUGGAAGGCCCUUUGGGGGCGAAAGACACUAUACGAUGUAAAGAGUCCGCUUGCACCUGUAUUCUGGCAAACAAUCCUGGAUGCUGCGGUGAGAUCGGAGGACGUAAAAUUCUUAGAGUAUGUAUGGAUCUACAGCGAAUGGAUGUACGACCUACAUGGCGUAAGAUGGCCACAACUCUACUCGACCGUGCUAUCGCAUUUCCUUCGAACACACCAACACCAUCAGGCCUUGCAAUGGCAAUUGCGGCUCAACCCGAAUUUCUAUCCCGGCGCGGAGGAGUUUGCGCGCUUGAUCAAGCAGUUUGCAGAUGAUCCGGAACUUUACCAUCCCCCUACGCUUGAAUCACUUUACGUCGUAAAUCCUGAUCAUCGGCUGUACGAUACUAUUAUACCGCAUUUGUAUAACUUGGGUGCUUCCCAAUUAGCAGCAAAGUGGCGACGAAUUUGCAUUCGACAUGACGAUAUACCCUCGGCGCUUGUACCUGUUCGACCAUUUCUGAGAUUCCUGCAGGGAUAUUUCCCACGCGCAUCGCUCCACCCUAGCGAAUCGCUCCACUUUAGCGAAUCUGUUGUUUUCAACCCUAGUGUUGAAUCCGUAGAAGAUGCUGCACAUAUCGAACUCUCACGAGAAUUUGUCAAUCGUGUGCACGGCGGGACCUUUGGCAUCAGUGUCAAGAACUACAACGACAAUUUAGGGGCCAAGUGGCUAGCUAGCUCCUGGGUCAGUUUGGAUGCUGCCAUAUCGACAAUCGCAGCUCUAGGUAUUGAACAAAUCGGCCCACUGUCGUUGCAAUCGAUUGCCUUAAGAGAAGGAACAUCAAAGGGUGUCUUGAGCCGUAUCGAGCAGCUGAAGGAGCAGGGGAUCUCGAUCGUCGAUUCAAGCUAUCUGAGACUUGUGCUCUUUUUAGCUAGGAUGAGAGAUGACGAGCUUUUACUCGAUCUCCUAAACUGCGACCUUCAUCCAGACGUGUUUGAUGAUCAUGAGCUCCUAGCACAGCUCAUCGUCUCCACAGCCAAUUCGGGAGAUUGGCAGACUCAUCGGGUUGUACUAGCUUCAAGGCUCGUUGCGUUGAAAGAAUUCAGUCGAGAAGCGACCAACGCACUCGCUCGCGCUUACGUAUUACGAAGAGAUCGACAGGGGCUCUCUACACUGCUUACUGAUAUGAAGGCCAUGGAAAUCGUGGUCAAUGAAGAUGCAACCAAUCUCAUAUUCGACAGUCUCGUUACCGAAGCCAAGUCUACUUACCUUUCCGAGAAGUCUCUCUACUUCUAUCUACCUAUUUGCCGACAGCUGGCAUCCAUGGAAAUCCCCGCGCCUGUUCGUUGUUGGAGGAAGAUUCUGUUUUGUCUUGCUCGGCAAGCAAGGCUGGACGAGCUAGAAAAGACCUGCGUCGAGUUAGUGGAUAUAUUCACCUCUCCGCACUCAUCACGUCCUGGCUUUACCCCCGUACACCCAGAGAACAUACCGGAGCCCAUAAAAAAACCACUAUCUGGUGUCGAGAACCUCUUGGGUGUUUACAUUCCCGUAGACCUACCAACGCGCACACCACUCCACCCACUACACCAAAUAUUCGAAGAUAAGCUGAUUGGGACUAUUGUACGUUACUCAUUUUACACCUUCUCAAAACAACAGAGCGAGAUAGCCCUAGGCUUGCAGAUACAUCGCCAGCAACCCGGAGGAUUUAAUGGUGGCCGGGCCAUUAGACUGCUACGGUUACUUCACGAUCGAGGCCUAUUCUUUCAUAAAAAGCAUCUCGUCACUGCGGUUAAGUUACGUCUCGUCACUUUCUACGGUCCUGGUUAUCCGGCGAAGAAAAUCCACCAGCUUGCUCGAGCCAGGAAUGUCCUAAGCCUAUCGAAAAUGAAGUCGUUUUUAGACGAAGCUUGGGGAGAAGAGUUUCUCCCGCCGGUUGAGGUCCUCCAAGCGGAGAUUGAGACUCUUGGCCGGAAGAUGAUGUUAAAAGAUAGGGAGUACCUACGGCGUAUGGGAAAGACGACGCCACGACUUCAUGUCGUUCUAUGACUCUAGCUACACUACGUAUAUAUGAUAGCAUAGAUAUGCCUACUCAUUCGCAUGGGAUGUGAAUUUU
This is a messenger RNA of Annulohypoxylon truncatum, 2741 nucleotides long. RefSeq lists its product as uncharacterized. NCBI's taxonomy places the organism in Eukaryota, Fungi, Ascomycota, Sordariomycetes, Xylariales, Hypoxylaceae. The record is from RefSeq and is a predicted model, not a curated record. Bases 161 to 2674 code for a protein of 837 amino acids. The transcript has a single exon.